GAGAAUGGGGUGUCAGUUUAUCAGCAGUUACAGUUCAUCUUUAAGCAUUACCAUACCACAAUAGAGCCUACAGCCCCGACACCAAACCCAAGCCAUAACCCCAAAAGUAAAAAAACACAAACUCCCCCAGUCUUUCGGACUCUCAGAUGUGAUAGAUUCUGCGAAUCUGGGGGGCAAAAUUAUCAAUCAACGGUGCAGGUGCAGCCGGAGCUAUGGCGUCCUCGAAACAGCCCACACCGCGGCAGCUAGCCUACCUCGACGAGCUGAAGACCCGGCUCCGGGAGCUGCGCAUGCGCCAGGUCACCUUCAUGGAGCAGACCGCCCAAAUACUCAGCCGGAUGAGCUCCGCCACCAUGGAGGAGGCAGCGGCGGCGGUGGCAGUUGCGGCAGCAGCGGCAUCGGUUGCCGCUAAGUCCUCGACCAUCACUCUGAAGGCGAGUGAUACCGCAUCGUCGGGGUCUGCCGCCGGAUCUGGAGGAAAGUUGAACAUCAAGCAGCUGAUCCAGCGGUUCGAGGACCUGCGCAAGACCUCCCAGGAACUCGAUCUGCCCGAUGUUCCCGAAGAGCUGAUCAACGUGGACGUGCGCCGCAUCCUGAAGGGCUACGAGAAACUCAUCGAGGACGGCAAUGUGCUCCAGCAGUCCUGGUACCUGCUGAAAAAGUCGACGGAGAGCUGUGCCCGCUUGGCAGACGCCAACGCAAAAGCUAAAACUAAGGGUCACAGCGAGGAAGCAUCUUCCGUAAAGAUGGGCUUCGAUAGCUCCACGAGAUCUGCGGAUGUCGUCGCGGCUUCCAGAGGGCCACCACCGGAGUCCCGCCAGCAGGUAGUGAGAGUAUCGCGACUCAGUGGCAGCAAGUCUCGGCGAUCCAACUUGGUCACCAGUACAGAGGUGUUCACCAAGGAGCGAGAGGUUUUCGGACCGCAGGAGAUCUACCAAGAGCAGGACUUCAAGUACAAGUAUAGGGUCCACGAAUAUGCCUUAUCCGAUUCCAGGACGAGCCCGUUGGGGAGCCGUGCUGCAGUUGAUCCUGCGCCUUCCCAACCUCUUUCGCCACUGCAGGAAGAAUAAGAAGGUCAUGUCGCCGCCCUGCUCGAAUGGCUGCCACCUGCCCCACAAGACGGCCACACACUAGCACCUCCCAAUAGCCUCCAUCACACACACCAUACCACGCACUACCCAAAUCCAACCCGAAGCCACACCAAUCCCCACAAAUCCCCCCUAAAAUAAUCCAAUAAAGGCUCCCACACCCACGAAAAGAAAAAAGAAGGCGCAUUAAUCAAUAGCCAACACCACA
Messenger RNA from Drosophila ananassae, 1296 nucleotides. RefSeq lists its product as uncharacterized. The record is from RefSeq and is a predicted model, not a curated record. Bases 213 to 1070 code for a protein of 285 amino acids. NCBI's taxonomy places the organism in Eukaryota, Metazoa, Arthropoda, Insecta, Diptera, Drosophilidae. The transcript has 3 exons.